Molecule: messenger RNA, 609 nt
Organism: Pyricularia pennisetigena
Lineage: Eukaryota; Fungi; Ascomycota; Sordariomycetes; Magnaporthales; Pyriculariaceae
Exons: 2
Coding region: 1-609 (202 amino acids)
Source: RefSeq, a predicted model, not a curated record
AUGUCUCGUUCUCUGGGCCGUCUUUUCAGCAGACGAUACGAUCAGCCGGGCCAGACCAACAGUCCAAUGUCCAUCCGGGAGUCGGAGCCGAUCAUGAUCCCCGCCGUCGGCACCUGGAGUUACAGCAAACCAGACUCCAACAUCUCCUUCAAGUUCCUCGACACCCACCUUGCGCAGUUGGACGAAGCCUUGCAGGAGAACACGACCGCCGUUCUCUUUGUCGCCAAUCUCGCAUGCUACGACGAGCCGGUCCCGCAAGCCACAAACCACAUCCAGGGCGUGCUAGGUUGUUUCGCUACGCUACGAAGCAAAGCCCGCCAUCUUCCUAUGAUCUUCAUCCUGCGCGGGACCGACGAAUUCAAAGCCCGGCAGCAAGAGUCGCCUAUAUAUCGCUGCUUCCCCGACGGCGACUCGACGCAUGAGCUUGGCGAUGUUGCAGGAAUGAAGCUGCUUAUGCGCAAAGUCGACGAGCUCGGGGGGGCGGGUCAAAAAGACGGGGACCAAGCGAAGAGAGGGGAGUUGACCAGGAAGGGGGGUGCUUUGGAGAUGCGGUUCGUCGCGGCGGCGGUGAAGGAGAUUGUCGUCCAAGCUGCGGGGGAUCCUCGAUGA